AUGGCACCAACAUACACCGCCAGGAUUGGUGAGCGCGCAUAUCGAUAUCGCUAUCACUCAGGUGGCAGUUCCUUAAGCGGCGGUGGGAUUGGAGGAGUGGUGAUCGGUGCCAUCGUUGUUGUGAUGCUCGCUAUCUUCAUCGGUGUCUUCUGGUAUGAAUAUAAUAAAGCUCAAACCCUCAACAUCCAACGCGGUACCCCCAACGCCCCAAUCCGCAAAGGGCCUAUCUUCAGCACCGCCUUCUGGACCGCCCUCACGUUUGGACUCGUCGGUCUCUUCUGCGCAUCAUGUCUUGCCUCUAGUGAUAAUGUCACUGGAAAUAAUGAUGGUGGCGGCAGCCAAGACCCUUCUCAAAUGCCUGAAGGCGGUGAUACGCCUGGGAUCAGCCCGCCGCAGAUGGGCUAUCAACAGAAUGUCGAUUGGCCUACUCUUCAGUCCGCAGCUACGGAUCCUAUUCAGACGGCGCCGAUUGAUGAUAGUUAG
This is a messenger RNA of Amorphotheca resinae ATCC 22711, 483 nucleotides long. RefSeq lists its product as hypothetical. The record is from RefSeq and is a predicted model, not a curated record. The transcript is spliced from 2 exons. The coding region runs from base 1 to 483 and encodes 160 amino acids. Lineage: Eukaryota; Fungi; Ascomycota; Leotiomycetes; Helotiales; Amorphothecaceae.